Molecule: messenger RNA, 4570 nt
Organism: Gymnodraco acuticeps
Lineage: Eukaryota; Metazoa; Chordata; Actinopteri; Perciformes; Bathydraconidae
Product: serine/threonine-protein phosphatase 2A 56 kDa regulatory subunit epsilon isoform
Exons: 14
Coding region: 545-1987 (480 amino acids)
Biological process (GO): signal transduction; protein dephosphorylation
Cellular component (GO): nucleus; cytosol; protein phosphatase type 2A complex
Molecular function (GO): protein phosphatase activator activity
Source: RefSeq, a predicted model, not a curated record
GCUCUGUUAUGUGCCAUGGUCUAACCCAGCCAGUGUUGACAAUAGGGUGAACAAGAAACAGCCCCGAUUCAUAAACGAGCUAAAGGAUAAAACACCACAAAUCCAGGGGUUUGGGGAAGACAAGCAAUUGAAUCAGUAACAGGAAUGUAAUUGCGUAAUCGUUUUUUAUACAGCCGUGUUUUGUUAUUAAUGGGAGUUUGAGGAUUAUUCCGUUGGAAGGAAAAAGGGUACUCGUGGGUUUGGCUGUUUUCAGGCCAGAUUUUCCUGCUGUUUUGCCCGCUGCUGCUGCUUGGGGGGAAAGGCUGUUUUUGCACCGUGCUGGAGGUAGCCUGUUAGCCCCGAUAUAUUUCAAAACAUAGGAUAAACUCCUCCACCGCCGUCUCCGUUGCAAACCCCACAAGAGGAUCAAGGUAAAGUACUACGAUUGGAGAGCUAACAGCCAGUCGGUCGGCUGCAGCUUGUCGGGACUCGGGACGGUGUGUGUUUCCCCGGUCUGUCACUUAGCAUUAGCACUGCUCCCCCUCCCCCUGUAUUUACAUCUGGGAUGAUGGGUGAUCGCCCAAGUCCGCCCAGCAGGGCUAUGUCCUCGGCAGCCACCACAUCUCCUCCAUCUGCCGACAAAGUGGACGGAUUUUCACGGAAGUCUGUCAGGAAGGCCAAGCAGAAGCGGUCGCAGAGCUCGUCCCAGUUCCGCUCUCAGGGCAAACCCAUAGAGCUCACGCCCUUGCCACUGCUCAAGGACGUGCCAGCGCCGGAGCAGCCCGAGCUGUUCCUGAAGAAGCUGCAGCAGUGCUGUACUGUCUUUGACUUCAUGGACACGCUGUCGGACCUCAAGAUGAAGGAGUACAAGCGCUCCACGCUCAACGAGCUGGUGGACUACGUGACCGUCAGCAGGGGCUACCUGACGGAGCAGGCCUACCCCGAUGUCGUCAAAAUGGUGUCUCACAACAUAUUCCGGACCCUUCCGCCCAGUGACAGUAAUGAGUUUGACCCCGAGGAAGACGAGCCCACACUCGAGGCCUCCUGGCCACACUUACAGUUGGUAUACGAGUUCUUCAUCCGGUUCUUGGAGAGUCAGGAAUUCCAGCCCAGCAUUGCCAAAAAGUACAUAGACCAGAAGUUUGUCCUACAGCUCUUGGAGUUGUUUGACAGCGAGGAUCCUCGGGAGAGAGACUACCUGAAGACAGUCUUGCAUAGAAUCUACGGCAAAUUCCUGGGUCUGAGGGCUUUUAUACGAAAACAGAUCAAUAAUAUUUUUCUACGUUUUGUUUAUGAGACGGAGCACUUCAACGGGGUGGCUGAGUUGCUGGAGAUCCUGGGGAGUAUAAUCAAUGGUUUCGCUCUGCCACUGAAAGCGGAGCAUAAACAGUUUCUGGUCAAAGUGUUGAUCCCCCUCCACACCGUCAGGAGUCUGUCCCUUUUCCACGCACAGUUGGCGUAUUGCAUUGUACAGUUCCUAGAGAAAGACCCAACAUUAACAGAACCAGUCAUCAGAGGCUUACUGAAGUUCUGGCCAAAAACCUGCAGUCAAAAAGAGGUGAUGUUUCUAGGAGAGCUGGAGGAGAUCCUGGACGUCAUCGAGCCCACACAGUUUGUGAAGAUCCAGGAGCCGCUCUUCAAACAGAUCUCCAGAUGUGUGUCCAGCCCACACUUCCAGGUUGCGGAGCGAGCUCUGUACUACUGGAACAACGAGUACAUCAUGAGUCUGAUCGAAGAGAACUCCAGCGUCAUCCUGCCCAUCAUGUUCGCCAGCCUCUACAGGAUCUCCAAAGAGCACUGGAACCCGGCCAUCGUGGCGCUGGUGUACAACGUACUGAAGGCCUUCAUGGAGAUGAACAGUACCUUAUUCGAUGAACUCACAGCCACUUACAAGUCGGACCGCCAGCGUGAGAAGAAGAAGGAGAAGGAGCGGGAGGAUCUGUGGAAGAAGCUGGAGGACUUGGAGCUGAAGAGGGGCCUUAGGAGCGAUGGGAUCAUCCCAACUUAACGAAGAUAGCGCUGCGCUCCCCCCCCUCCCCUCCAUCCUUACCCCGACUCCCACCCCCCCAAACCUCUCCACAUCAGCCAUGUCUGCCCAGAGCUCCGAGAAAUCCCCGAUACAGGUCUCUGGAUCGUCACGGAGAGCCCUCUGGUUUCUUAAUUGUUUUUUUGGUAUGUUUUUUUUUUCUCCUGUGUUUGUGCGACUUACUUUACAGUAGAUUCAUCACGUCUGUUUUCAUUAUUUCAACAGCACUGUAAAUACUUUUUUUCCCCUUAAACUGAUAUUAUUGCAAACAGAAAAACAAAACAAUAAUAAUAAAAAAGGAAGAAAAAAAUAGUAAAUGAGAAAAUGACUUGUGUGGGCGGGUGGAUUAAACAACAUCAAACGUGUGGACUGUAGGACGCGAGAAGAACUCUUGGAAAACAUAAAACGACAAAAAAAGAAGAUUUUAACUCUUCUUCCCGCCCUGCUUCCAUACAGUCCCGUGUUUCAUUCUUAUUUUCAUGGUUCUCCUCUUUGCUUUUCCUCUCGUAGCCUCCGACUUUCUGUUACCUACCCUCCUCCUCCUCUCUAAUGGGGCAUCUGUCAUUUCUGCCCCUGUGUGGGACGUCCGGACUGAUAAUGGGUUCCCCCUCCUCAUUAAGGUUCCUCUCUGGCCCCGCCCUCCUGUCUUCAGGUUCUCCUUCCUGUUUUGAACGGUGAAAAACAACUGAAUAAAUCACAUUUUAAAAAAACAGUAACCGGGACCUUCAGUACACACAGAUCUUUGGGUGCGUUUACAUGCGUGUUCAUGGAAGAGUUCCUUGUUUGGGUAUUUCAUCUUAAUAUUGUUUUUUCCAUUCUGUAAUAUAGUAUCUACCUUUUUCAGUAGAUAUUUAAUUACUUCAAGAAAAAAUGCCGAAAAAGUGGAUAUUUUCGGAAGUUGGUUUUAAAAAACAUUGCCUUAUUUACAUUUGACUGCUACAGGUACACAAAUCAUGCAAUUUGGACCACAACAUCACCUUUGGUUUUCUUGCAUUUCCUGUGGCUCCUUCACAAUAAAAUCACUGCAAUCAAUCACUUUAAUGUGAACUAGCAGCAAGAUAAGUUCUGAUGCAAGGCGAUCAAAAGAUGGGGGAAGGCAAGCUAUGUUUAUUAAUAUAGCACUGGUAUACAAAAAGUGACUGCACUGUAACCAAACUGUAUUUGAAAGCUAUCAAUAAGACAAAAAGGUAGGAGUUGAGGUUUGUGCACUCUUGCCUGCCACUCACAAAGAAAACUCUUUUAUUGAAUGCAAACAAAUAAUUUCUGCAUCCAUGUUUGUUUGAAUCACAAUUGCGACAUUUCCUACACCACCAUGUGCAGGAUUUCAGGUCUUUUUUUGCUUUUAGUUUGGUGGACGUAUCACCUGGUGAACGGCAAACAAAGUCAACAGGAGAGAAGAAUGUACAUAACGAUAUGAACUUGAACCAAUGAAUUCAAUAACAUUUUUAAGCGAAUUUAAGGAACAAAACAAGUGUAUUUAAUGCAAAGAUAAUCAUUUAAAUGUCCCGACUCCAUGCCUCUGCGUCACAUGACCUUGGAUACUUUUCAUUUUUAAAGCGGUGUAUCCUGUUUUGAUGAAAUUAGCUCACACCCUGGUUGUUUCAAAUCCUGUUUACCACCAUUUAUAUUAGCUUUUUUCAUACAGCGUUGUAAUCCAGCUUCAUAUAAAUAAGACUAUAAAGCGUGUGAACCUGCAUGUAAACGCACUACCUCCUACAUCCUCCUCCAAAAACAGACUCCUUCUCAUCCAGUUGAUUUUAUAUCUCCAUCUUAUUAUUCAUUUUUUUCAAAUGUACUGUUUCGACCCCUCCCUCCCUCCUUAUAUCCCUGGUAUCAGUCUGGCACUGGUACCCUGCGGCCAUAACGGGGACUAAUACAAAAACAAAAUAAGUCUUCAGAGGAGCGCCAAAAAUCUUGCUCCUGUUGUGAAAAGCAGAGCGCCCCUGCCUCCCCUCACUACCCCCCCCCCCCCCCCCCCCCCCCCCCCCCCCAAAUCUUCUGCCCACCUGGGGGGCACUGCGUUGACUUCACAGUAUUACAACAACAACAAAAGACGACCUUGUACAUUGUUAUUGAAUGCAGUACACUGAUAAUCUUGUAUCUUGUAGUAAUUUAGGGAGUAUCCAGUAUAUAAAGAGGUAUUUAUGAUGGUGUCUCACCCCCCCCCACCCCCUUUUAUUAGUCUGUUUUUAUUUAUGUCUCUCACUCCCCCCUCUUCUCUUGGUUUUUAUCUCAUUUUUUGAUGAAGUUUCUUUUGACAAUUUGGAUUUUAUUUAUUUUUUGUUGGGGUGGGAGGUUGAGGGUGGGCACAGUAGGCAGGGGCUCAGGGGUCCGAGGGGGGAGGUAUGGGGGAGUAGAGAGGGAAGGCACGGAGCAGACUACUUUGUCCUGUUGCAGGGGUCUUAGCUCCUGCCCUCGCAGAAUUAAUGUGUGCUUUAGAACGGCCCGGAAUCUAAAAACUGAAGAAAGAAAAAAAAGAUUAAAAAGGGUUGGAGAAAUACAAAUGUUUAAUUAUUUUAAAAAAUAAAGAGAUAUUAAAUUAAACCUGUUUUGUGAUAAAGCCCA